UAGCACGUACACGUAUCAGAAACACAUACACGUAUCAGUUUUUUAAAAGUAUCUAUAGUUUCAGAACCGUAAAGCACUAAUAAGAAACGUUUCAACGAGAACCUCUCUGAAACCUUAUUUAUGAAUCAUUUAUAAAACGUUUAUAAAACGUUUCUUCAACGAUUUUUUUCGCAGAAAUAAUGUUUCACUUAACGUUUUUUGAGUGGACAUUUUUACUCAUGAAAAACGUUUCAGAAACGUUAUGAAACGUUUUGGAAACAGUUAUGAAAGGUUUGAUUCUAACGUUUAUAAAACAUUUUUAAAACGUGUGUGUGAACGCUACCUAUUCUUGACACUUGUACAGCAAUGUAAGGUCACGCGUGUGAAAUUCCGAUAUUCGCCGUUCAAUAAAGUCGCAUUAUGAAAGGAGACGAAAAGAGCAGAGUGAGUUCUGUGCCAUUAAUCUCCAGGAAACCGACUCGAACUGUCCUCUCCGUUGAGAAAGCCGUUUGCUGAAGGAAACGCCAUUCAAAAUCGCCUGGGUCUCGUCUGUCCUCCUGGCUGGCGACCGCGCAUUAUUGCGAUUGGUGCGCAUGUGCGCUCGCACGAGCAGCAACGAACGCCAACUUCGUGCCGCAUAGGAAGGGGAUACAUCAUCUCCGGAUACGUUACGCGCACGCUGUGCAGCAGCACGCAGUGCGCCUUCAUGCAUCAGCUGGUCGCCGAAGGCGGUGAAACGGGCGCGUGUUGCCGCAGCCGACACGAUACAGGAAACCGCGGGACAUUACAUAAGACGAGCGUGACCGAGCUGGCGAAUUCGCGAUCGCCCGUGCCUGAAUCGCGCACGAUGAACGAUAACGACGGUUAAUGGCAUGGUGCAAACCGCAAGACCUGAGCGCAAUUUUAGAUAAAGCGCGGCCGUUGUCAGUCGCUGUCGGUCAGUCGAUCUGUCUCUAUCGGGGGAGGGAGAGUUUGCGCGUUCACCGAUAAAGCGUUGCAUGCGAUCCGCGUUUCAAGGACGACUAGUCAAUUUACGCACGAACUGUCGUUUACAAGAGUGGUAAGAAUCAGGGCGUAGUGAGAGACAGAUAGAGACACGAACGGAACGACGUUCUCGUUCACGAUAUCGUACAGUGCACACACUGUGCACAUACAUACACACAUACACACUCAGUAGUUUGUCACGCGCUCGUGAUUCGUACUCCGAGGCUGACAGUGUGACAGCGAUAACAAGAGUUGCCAGACGCAGCGUGGUGAUUCAGUGCUCGGUCUUUCCGUCGAUUUUCGCUCAACGGGGAGAUAUCGUCGGCCGUCCGUUGAACCUGAAGAUCCGAACCGGGUUUGUACACACCGACUGUAUUCUCUCUCUCUCCCUCUGUCUCGCGCGCGAGUUUCCAGCUCGACACCUGGAGUCCCAGCGGGAUGUCCAACGUUCGGAGCGAGGUCGACCCGUUCAGCGAGACGCCUAUGGAGCUCGAGUCCUGUGAAGGAAAUGAUCAAGGAAUUAUAGAUGAAAGUCCAAAGAAUGGCUUAGAGACCGAUGUGGGAGAAGCUGUUUAUGCAGAACCUUUGACACCGGAAGAGAUACGGUGGUUUUACAAAGAUGGUGUUGACAAAAGAUGGGUGGAGUUUUGUGGAUAUGAUAGCUUAAGAAUUGAGAAGAUUUAUCAGGAUCGUCAAGAUUUACUCAGCAAAAGUAUCUCUGAAACAAGUGAUUUGCCACCUGCUGAAAAAAUUGUGGUCAGAGGAGGCAUGUACGAUGUUGAAAUUGAUAAUAUGAAAUGUGUUUCCAUAUACUGGCCAGGCGAAGAGUGGGAAAUUAUGAGAGGUACAUGGUAUUAUGAUGGUAGUUGGGUACCAUUAGAAACAGAACAUUCCAAAGUAAUAGAGGAAGUCCAUCUCAAUCUAUUCCAAAGAGAAAGCAACAAUCAAAGUAGUUCUAAGUGUGAUACAAAUAAUCAAUCUUACAAAGUAUUACAUACCGAACAAUUCCCCGAAUUUCACGUUGACUGGCAUACGAUUAAUGAUGUGACAUUAUAUAGUGAAUAUACACCUACUAAACUGAUGCGUAGUGUCACGUCAAAACUGGGUUUUUCCAAGACAACAGGUUAUCGAUUAAAAAGAGGAUACAAAACGCGUGCGAAUUUGGAAAAUAAGCCACGCGAUAUCGAUCAUCUAGUAUUCGUUGUUCACGGAAUAGGACAAAAACGAGAUACAGGGAAAAUUAUACGUAACACCACAUGUUUUAGAGACUGCGUGGAUUGGCUCAAACAGAGAUACUUUCCGACUUCGAAGCAUAGAGUGGAAUUUUUCGCAGUUGAAUGGCGGUCAUCGUUGAAAUUGGACGGAGAUAUAGUUGACGCGAUUACGCCUUAUAGUGUACUGAGUAUACGCCACUUGCUGAACACAUCAGCGAUGGAUAUUCUGUAUUAUACAAGUCCCCUGUAUGGCGCUGAGGUCAGAGCCGGUUUGCAAAAGGAGCUAAAUAGAUUAUAUUUUAUGUUUGCGAGCCGGCACCCUGGCUGGCAAGGGAAGGUGUCAGUCUUGGCGCACUCUUUAGGAUGUGUAAUUGUGUAUGACAUAGUUACAGGCUGGAUGGGACCCGACACACGUCUCCCGUCCCCGACGCAAGAAGUUUUGCUGCAAGGAUUACAAUUUCCCAUCGAGAAUUUGUUUUGUCUGGGUUCUCCGCUGUCUGUAUUCUUAGCGUUGCGCACACGUACUCCAUCCAAUAGACUGGACGUGAUGCCGCAGAAUUUAUGCAAGAGGUUUUACAAUAUAUUUCAUUGGUCCGAUCCGGUAGCUUACCGGAUGGAACCGCUCUUAGAGAGAGGCUAUAGUAAAAUCGAGCCAGUUCUCAUACCUCCGUACGGAGGUGUCGAUGGACAGCAGAUGGAGCAGUCUCCUUCGUCAUUGAAUAACGGAGAUCCAGUUCUACCGCCUACAGUAGAAGCGGAUGACAAGGAUGAAAGUCCAGUGGAUACGCCUAAUCGGAGUGCAGAAAAGAGCUGGAGUCUUUGGGAUUUAGUCCGAGGCGGCUGGAAUGUCAAAGAGGGCCCGUCUUCACCGACACCAGAUUCGAAUCCACCAAUCCGUCCAGGACAAGAAUUGGCGCAACGACUGGAUUACGUGCUGCGCGCCGUUGGUUUAGGAAGGAACUACUUAUACACAGUAACAGCUCACACGGCAUAUUGGAAUAAUUACGACGUGGCCUAUUUCGUAUUAACAAGACUUUUCCCGACACUAGAAACGUGAUGGCGGUUUAAACGUUUCGAUGCGGACUGCCGGUGGAUCCUGAUAAGAUGUUCUAGUCCAUUGUAGGCCUGCCGAACGUGAUAUGUAGCAAAUGGGCCUACCACCAAAACAAUCUGUGAUAACGGUAAAACGAUACAAUAAUGUCGCAAAAAAAAAAUGGAAAUCGAUCAUUUUAUAUAUUGCUCGCAUAAUUUAGUAUCGCUCCGAUCGAGUUACACGAGAUGAAAGAACUUUAUCUUCACUCGUAUUUUGGAAAGUAACUUGUUUGUACUGAACAGUUCGGGUAAUCGACGAUUUAUACGUAGUAUAAUAGAUUGCGUAUCAUAGGAAGUACGAAAGAAAUCAGUUUCGCGCCUUGUGUUAACUUGCUGAUAAAUAUAGUUUAUGCAAAAUAUUUAAGUAACGACACUCUUUAUGAUUGCUAUACUUGUUAUUGACACAUUCUAGUUGUUUUCAAAUAGUUUAUCGGCAACUAAUAUAUUCCCGUUGAUUGCCUUCGUUAUAUAUUGCCAUAUGUAAAUAAGCAACAUAUUUUAAGAUCAGCAUCCACAAUAUUAAGUACGUUAUUGAUCUUAACUUGAGGUAACAUGCGCUAAGGUGAUGCGCUUACAAAUUUUUCUUACAUAUAUAUAUUCAAGUCGUUACUCUCAAAUUAUGAAUACUAUUGGAAGUAUUCAUCAAUAAUACAGAAACAUGAAACACCACAGUCUCUAAUUUAGGGUUUUAAAUAAUAUGUAACUCGUUAUAAGGCACAAUACGCUCUACUUAAAAGAUAUAGUAUCAUUUUAUAACUGAUUUUAUAUCUUGAAUUCAAUAUUAAAUUCCUAUUACAAUUACGAUAAUUAUAUUGUUCCAUACUGCUUUAACUUACUUAAGUACAGAGUACUCUUCUAAUUCUGUAAAUAAAUGGAACUAGAAUUCUUCGGACACGAUAACACCGGCUUUUCAUCUUUUCUGUAAAGAGAUUUUACAGAAAUAAAGUUUGUUAUUUUGAUAGGAUAUUUUUAAAUUCAAUGAUUUUAUAUAGACACUAUGCGAUAAUUGUUUAAUUAGGAAACGAAUUGUUAUGUAUUUAAAGUUUUGUCUUAUUUGAGAAUUGUUCUGUAUAUUAAAGAUUUAGACAAGAUGACAUGAACAAUAUAAUUAGCCUAAAAAAUAAAUUCUUAUUGAAGUCUUAUGACUUUUGAACUUUUUACGUUUGAAAGAUAUCUAUUUUUAUGUGUCAUUAUUUUAAAUAACAGUGCUAUUAUUUAUACUGUUUAUAGCUAAUUCUGUUUAUUUGGUUAUUACAUACUUUUCGUUACAUUAUAGACAGCAUAAUUUUUGUUACUUUUGCUAUAUAUAUACAUAUUAUAAAAUUGUUUGGUUGUUGCUGAAGUUUAUUAAUGCCAAAACAAUGCAGUAUUGUUGCUUAAUAUAUAUACAUAUAUGUCUGAAAUUCGUCCGCAUAAAAGAAUGCUAGUUUUUCAAAUUCGAAUUGAACAACUUAUCAAUGGCGCAAGACAGAUUAUUUAAAAUAGUGCGACAAUAACGAAAAAAAUUUAUUACGUGAAGUUUUAUUAGAAGGUAUAGGAAAAUAUCAAAUUUUAUAUAACAUGACAUCAAUAUCGAUAGGUUUAUGGGAACAUUGAUGUAAAUAAUUUUUUUUUAACAUAGAGACUAAUAUGAUACCUAUAUAAUCAUCAUGUGAUUAAAAAUCUGUUCUUACGAAAUGCGUAUGAUAGUAGCAACAAAGACUUACGAUAAUAGGACAAGCAAUCUGCCAUGGAACAUUAUUGUUGCUUGUUUGAGAGAAUAACUUUGUUUCUAUUCUUCAUUUUAGCAGUGAUUACUGAUAUAAGAUAUCUGAGCAUUUCUCGAAUAUCCUUUCAAGCGCUAAAUCAUUUAUAAAUUUGUAAAAGAGUACCAAAUAUAUUUCGUAUGUCUAGAA
Messenger RNA from Odontomachus brunneus, 5164 nucleotides. RefSeq names its product phospholipase DDHD1-like. The transcript has 10 exons. Lineage: Eukaryota; Metazoa; Arthropoda; Insecta; Hymenoptera; Formicidae. Gene Ontology annotation, molecular function: metal ion binding; glycerophospholipase activity. Gene Ontology annotation, cellular component: cytoplasm. The record is from RefSeq and is a predicted model, not a curated record. The coding region runs from base 1402 to 3234 and encodes 610 amino acids.